ACUACCCACACGACGUGUCCAUGCAUUCCUAUUCAAACACCCCAAGCAUGAAGACUAAGAAGGACAACUGGUACCUUCUAGAGAAGCUGUUCAAGAAAUUGGGUAAGAGGAGAUUCAAAUGGUGAACAAAUUACUGUUCCCGAUCCGGAGCCGAGCCUGAGUCCGAGGCUGGACAGGUUGGAAAAGACACUGAAUGCCAAUCCAGGGCUUCGUUUUGGCAGGGGGGGAGAUUUGAGUUCCGGCAAGAUCAGACGGCCUGCGGCAGACGGUAGGAUAGAUUGGGGCCUCCCUCUCGGCAGCGGUUGCCACUACGCGGAGCUGAACGUUGAAGAAGACCGAGAUGAAGUUUGCCGGCGGAGCUCGACCACUGAGGAUCGCUUUUACGUUGACAACAACAACAAAAACCACAACCACAACCACAAUGAUGCUGCUACUCCUAAAGAUAGCAAUUGUAGUUAUUAUUAUCAUAAUAAUAAUGAUAAUGAUAAUAGUCGUGGCGAUCGGGAUGACGAUGAGGAUGAUGUCAACAAAAACUGCCAUCCCAUGCGUGAUGGAGGUUGGAAGGUUCGACAGCAGCAGAAGCAGGCACACUCUUCUUCCCCUCCGUCCUUCCCGGUUGAUGUGACACGUCAUCAUUCGUCCAAUGGGCAGACGACAGGUGAGAUGAUGUUGCUGGAAGAUGAUGUGUCGUCAAGUGGGGGAGAGGACUAUGGCGUAGGUGCUGCUGAGGAGGACAAACAGAGUUGGCAUGUGCAUGCACAGGAGCAAGGGAGAGGGAGGAUAUGGCUGCAACCGGACUAUGUUGCUGCCAUCGAAAGCUCGGCGAUGGCAACGACAACAAGGAGCGGGGGGGACGAGAAUGGACGUCGCCAUGGCUGUGGUGAUAUGACAGAUAGAGUGGGGCGGCGUGGAAGAAGGGAGGGGAGAGAGCGAGGUGACCCACUUGGCGGGCUUUGUGAGAAUAAAGAGGGGGUUGGUCGGAGUCAAAGUCAAAGGAGACUCAAUGCUGUGGAAAGGGCAAGGCAGAGGGAGAGAGAACGGGAGCAGAAUGCGGUGAAAAUGAUGUCCACCCAGUGCACUCCCGACGCUGCUGGCAGAAGAAAGUACCGCACGAUGGAUUACAAGCCUUACACGCAGGCAGACUACAAAAGGCAACAAGCUGCUGGGUAUGUACUCCUAGGAAAGCUGGGUCCUGACGUGGACACUGAGGAGCACCAGAGCAAGAAGGAGAGGAUUCAGAAAAUGAAAGAGUUCGGCAGAAUCGCGCGCCAUGCAAAUAUUAUUAAAAUGCUGCAUACAGAAAAGCCCCAGAAAGCGAAGGACAAGGAGAACAAGGCAGUAUCGGCGCGAGAGAAGGUUGUAGUUCCUUGCACUCCUUCCUUUCCUUAAUUUUCUUUAACCCUUUUUCCCCUCGCUUAAGCCACCAG
Chara braunii is the source of this 1427-nucleotide messenger RNA. The record is from the annotation of a GenBank genome assembly. Lineage: Eukaryota; Viridiplantae; Streptophyta; Charophyceae; Charales; Characeae.